CAGUUUUUACUUUCACUUUCCAGUUGAGUGCGUAAUGGUUCCCAUAAAUUUGGCCUCGUAUCGUAGUUUUUUUUUCCUUUUGGUUUUUUUUUCCUCUCAACAUUACAUCGUUACGGCAGGAAUGGGAAGUGGGAGGACGAGGUGUUUCCCCAAACGUCCAGACUUUACGUUCGUCCUUUGGUGAAACUUUGAGUUCGCUCUUUUGUUCACGCGCUUCGCAGCUGAAAGACCCCAGUCGUGCCCGAUCUGAUGUCCAGCCCCGGCCCGUCCCUCGUCCUGCUCUGUCAGCUGGUGGAGGACCUGAGUGAGUCGGAGAGGAGGACUCUGGUGUUUCUGUGCGGGAGCCGGGAGUCGGAGCACAGUCCCGCACAUGCCCGCGGCGUCCUGGAGGGGGCGGUCAGGAGCAGCGAGCGCCCGGGGCAGGUGGUCAAGGAGCUCCUGGUGCAGCUCCGGAGGCUCGACCUGCUCCGGAAACUGUGCCACUGCGGGAGAGACGAGGUGGAGAGACAGAGGGGGGCGCACCUGCUGUCUGCAUACAGAGUCCUCAUGGUCGACCUGAGUCAAGAUCUGACCACUGAAGAUCUGAACCAGCUCAAGUUUCUGCUGGGAGGAGUUCUGCCCCGAGACAGACUGGACAGAGCCAAGUGCUUCCUGGACGUCAUCACCGAACUAGAAAAACAAGACGAAGUGUCGAGCGACAGACUGGACCUGAUCGAGCGCUGCCUGAGGGACGUCAACCGACAGGACCUGGCCAAAAGGGUGCGCUGUCUCACCAACAGAGUCCCCGAACAAACCCAGGUCCAGAGGUCGUGUCGCCCUUUUUCGAGUCCCAGACCCGUCCAGGCCUUAAACUGUCACCAACAAAACACCAGACCUGCUCUGUUUCUCCACAACAGUCCGGGCAGAUCACGACAGCCGACGCAGAGGGAGACGAGCUGCUCCAAUCAUCUAGAACACUACAGACUGGACACUAACAACCGAGGAGUGUGCGUCAUCAUCGACUGCGUGGGUCAGGACGGAGAGCUGUUGGAGCAGACGUUCCAGAACCUUCACUUCUCCGUGGUUCUUCACCGUUGGCUCAGCGUCGGUGACUGUCAGUCGACUCUCAGGUCCCUGCAGCAGAGCCCCCUCCUCAGGUCCGCCUCCGCCUUCGUCUGCUGCGUCAUCAGCAGAGGGACGCAGUUCCACCUGCUCGCCACCGACGCCCGCUCCGCCGGCCUCCACCUGGACUCGCUCCGACGCAUGUUCACCCCGGAAAACUGCCCCGGCCUCGCCGGAAAACCCAAACUCUUCUUCAUCCAGACCUACAGCGUGUCCCCGUACGAGCCCGCCGCAGGAUACAGCGAGGACCUGGAGACAGACGGGUUCCCUGGGCAGAGUCUGGUCCCCACAGACGCAGACGUGUUCUGGAGUCACUGCUGGACGUCGGAGACUCAGCUGCAGAGCGCGGGACACCACUCGCAGUACCUGAGAGCCCUGAUGGGGGCGCUGCAGGCCGGACGCGCCAGAAGAUCCCACCUGGUCGACCUGCACCUGCGGGUCAACGCCGACGUCUGCGACCACAACCAGAGGAACCCGUCUGAGCAGUACCACCUGGACCUGCGACACACGCUGAGGAAAAACCUCUACCUGCACUGAACCGCCACCAGAGAGCGCCCC
Boleophthalmus pectinirostris (great blue-spotted mudskipper) is the source of this 1659-nucleotide messenger RNA. RefSeq names its product CASP8 and FADD-like apoptosis regulator. The coding region runs from base 250 to 1638 and encodes 462 amino acids. Lineage: Eukaryota; Metazoa; Chordata; Actinopteri; Gobiiformes; Gobiidae. Gene Ontology annotation, biological process: proteolysis; negative regulation of extrinsic apoptotic signaling pathway via death domain receptors. The transcript is spliced from 11 exons. The record is from RefSeq and is a predicted model, not a curated record. Gene Ontology annotation, molecular function: cysteine-type endopeptidase activity; protein binding.